AGCAAGCUCCUGUGCCUUGUAGCGUGUGGAUCCGGAACCGAUUCCCAGAACACGAAGGGGGAGAAAAAAAGCUUCUAAUGAUCCCCCAGAACCUGCAUAUUUUCAUACGCUUUUUGGGGGGCCACUAGUUGGGGCGCUUUUCCUUAGCGAACUUACUUAUUUUAAAGUCGGAGCGGAAAAUAAAGCACGCACUCAACCCAAUUUCCGGAGAACCGAGAUUGCGACGAACAACCAGGAAGCGGCUGGGUUGAGAGCUGUCCCCGGUUCUCUGUUCUGCUCUCAGGGGCACCUUCCGGGGUUACUAAGCCGUGGGGCCCCUCGCCGCCCCUCGAGGCCCCUUCCCUGACCUAGGCUUUGGCCUGGGCCGCUCGUUCCGGAGCCGCCAUGUCGUCCGACUUCGAAGGUUACGAGCAGGACUUCGCGGUGCUCACUGCAGAGAUCACCAGCAAGAUUGCGAGGGUCCCACGACUCCCGCCUGAUGAAAAGAAACAGAUGGUUGCAAAUGUGGAGAAACAGCUUGAAGAAGCGAAAGAACUGCUUGAACAGAUGGAUUUGGAAGUCCGAGAGAUACCACCCCAAAGUCGAGGGAUGUACAGCAACAGAAUGAGAAGCUACAAACAAGAAAUGGGAAAACUCGAAACAGAUUUUAAAAGGUCACGGAUCGCCUACAGUGACGAAGUACGGAAUGAGCUCCUGGGGGAUGAUGGGAAUUCCUCAGAGAACCAGUUGAUAAAAUUACGUGAAGAGAGGGCACAUCUGCUCGAUAACACAGAGAGGCUGGAAAGGUCAUCUCGGAGACUAGAGGCUGGAUACCAAAUAGCAGUGGAAACCGAGCAAAUUGGUCAGGAGAUGUUGGAAAACCUUAGUCAUGACAGAGAAAAGAUACAGCGAGCACGUGAAAGACUUCGGGAAACAGAUGCUAAUUUGGGAAAAAGCUCCAGGAUUCUGACGGGGAUGUUGCGAAGAAUCAUCCAGAACCGCAUCCUGCUCGUCAUCCUAGGGAUCGUCGUGGUCAUCACCAUCCUGAUGGCGAUCACUUUUUCUGUCAGAAGACACUGAUGUAUCUGCUCUCCCUUGAUAAACAGCAACAACAGCUUGUUCUGAGUAAUUAAGACAAAAUGGUCACAUGAAUCAUUCUGUUGCGCUGACAGGCCCCGGGUGACCCUCCCUCUCCCUCACCGCCGUUGGGCUGAAGUGCAAAGAGUGUAAAAAUAUUUUCUAUUCCUGUUUGCAUGUGGGUUGGUUUCCUUUUCGAGGUUUGUCUUCACCCAGAUUCGUUUUUUAGAGGGGAAGGUGAAUGUUUAUUUACCUUUUUGCUAAUGUCAUCAACUAGCCAAAAUAGCCCCAGUGACACUCCUCCUAGCCCUUUGGACGUGUCAAGGGCCGUGGUUUGGGAGAGGACACGAUGAGUCAGUCACGAGAGCUUCUGUUUGUCAUACGCCUCUUGUUGCUGAAAAGCUCUUCUGUGAUGUCUGAGGAUAAAAAUGCAGCAAAAAGCAGGGGAUGGAGUCAGUGACCCAGUCCAGCAAGCCAGCCCUGUUCCGACACAGGCCUCAUGAAUAUAGUCAUCAACCUGCCUGAGUGCUUUCAUUGUAAAGGUCGGUAUUUAAUGUCAGUUGUACAGGAAAUUGACUUAGCACUUUCCCUGUUUUUCUAUUGCAUAAUUUUUUUUUUAAACCCAAAAAUAUUUUUUUUGCUGAGCCUGCCCACUAUUCACUGUUCACAACUUUGAUUACUGGCUACAAGAAAUAUUUCCUUGCCUUCCCCAAAUCCCAUACUCCCCAGAAUCUGCUGGCAAAGUGAGCCCUGGUACAGCAUUUAAUUGUGACCUCGUCUUCCCUGACCUGUGUAAGCAUCUCUGUAUCCUUUCGGUUUUAAUAUCUGCACUGCCAAAAGCAGUCCUCAUACAUGCCAAAGGUCUGACAAGGUUCUCUCCACAUCCAUUCCAGUAUGUAAAGAGACCAUGAAUAUUUCAGUAAGAGCAAGAACAUGACUCCAUCAGUGUGAAAUUUCAAAUGUGAUUAUAAAUAUGGGAGAGUCCUAUAGGAGGGUCCACCAGAGAUAAACUUCACGGAAAACGUUCCCUAACCUCCUUUAAAAGAAUAGAGGAUGGCAGAUUGUUACAAAAGGAAUGGCUUGGGUUUUUAACUAACAAAUGUUAGCAAGCCUUUCCUGAAUUCACUAUGUAUUCAAACUUCUAAUAUGCUUUGUGAUUUUUUUCUUUUCAUUUCUUUCCGUCUGAGGUAACCAGGAAUUGCGUUCAAAAUGAGCUCAUUUGUGAUCAGGCUUAAAAGUUGCCCAAGCUGAGGUCGUUUCCCCCGUAGUCACAAAGCAGAAUGUGUUUUUCUCAAGACUUCAUAGGCACUUACUGGUCCGUACUAUCUUUGGAAUAUAAUUAGAAGCUUUGAAUCCUUGAAAAGCAAACCUGUUCUCUUCAUCAAAAAUGCUAACCACCUGUGCCCAUGGAUCAAGAUCACCUGGAUGUAGUGCUUGAUAUUUUUCCCAACUCAGAAGAAAACCAUUAUGGUUUAGAGAGGAAAUGCAGAAUGGCAGAAUCCACCAGAGAAAUUGCACUUAUCGAAACAGGCCAAGGCCUGCAUGUGUUCAGAUAAAUCAUUUAGUAUUGUGUAAAUAAAGCUGCAGCCUUUACUUCGGAGGGAUGGUGUGGGAUUUUGGCCGAGGGAAGCAGGACAGAGAAGGAGCAGGAAGCUAUGCUAAUUUUCCUGUCGGCUUAGGGGAUCCGUCUCAGCAAGAAUCUUGUAUUCUGAUAACGGAAUACUGUACAUGCUGACCACAUCUAAGAACCAUUAAAAAGCAAGGAAACAAACAAACAACCCUUUUCUCAUUCCGACACACGAAUAGUCGUCGAGUAUUACACCAGCCCCUCUGGUGGCUUCCUUCGAAACUGUUGAUCUUAGCUAAAGUGUAUAACCAGUUACCAGCUGCACUUUGCACGGCCAUCCCAUCUACGAUGCGGCAGACUCUUCCCAAGGCCACCUAGCAAGCAAGAUUGAUCGGAUCAUCUAAACCUGCCGCCUUCUAAAUAUUUCGCUGAAUCGUGGCGUUCGUGUUGAAGUAGACAAAAUGAGAAAGGAGGAAGGCAUUGCUCACCUCUCAAUAGCUUUUUUUGUUCAGGUUCUAUGUCUUUAUCAGCUCUUGCCUGUGAUUUUACCCCAAUUCAACCUUGGGAGUGGGAAGAAUACGAACAGAUAACCCUUGGCCUAACAGCUUCAUCAAACCUCCUUGAGAGCAACCACCUAGGCCAGACAAGUGAGUGCUUUGUGAGGAAGCUGGUCAGAAGCGUCCCUCAACUCCUUCCUGGUUCUCCUGGACACUGCAGAAAAGACUUAGGGGAUCCCCAGCAGAGGCCAAUUGCUCUCCUUCCUUCCCUGCCCCACCAGGAAAGGAAUAACGUCCACAAACUUGAAGCAGAUAGCAAAGCAGAUCUGUGAGAGGUUCUAGGUACUUAGGGUGUAGACUUUGACGAAUAUUUCUCAAGUUGGGAGCCCUUGUUAAAAAUGAUGUUUAAGGGAGUGGUUGGGGGGAAGAUGAAGACAUGGAGGAGGAAGAAGAGAAGGAAGCCCUUGCCAUAUAAAAUUCAUGCAGACUAAACAGUUUCCCUGACAGAAUAAAUAAAGUGGAUGCUACCCCACUCCAGAAUCAAAAGCAAUUUAAUUAAAGUCUCUUAAGUUGUAAAGAGUUUUAAAUGAUCCAUGUUGAAGGCAAAUGCCUGCAAAUGCAGCGGGCCUGACGUCAGCUGCCGGGCCUGGGCUGGGAGGCCAUUUGCUAUUCUGUUUAAGGCAGGCUGGAUUGUCUUAUUUUGGAACCAGCUUGGUGGGGGGUUUGCUUUGCUACUGCUUCUGAGCCCUGAGCUUCAAAGGCUGAAAUUAAUGGUGAACAAAAUUGUGCGGCUCUGGCCAUCCCAUGCGGGGCAAGCCCAUUGAGGGUUAUCAUUAAGUAAAGAAAUAAAGAGGGGGAAAAAAGCCUGCCUGUUCCAAAAACCUCAUCAGAUAAUGACCUCAGUGAUUGGGUUUUCAUUACCAAACAGCAUCCAGAGAUUAUCAACCCAUAGAAGAAGGGAGGGGGAAAAAAAGGAAAGAAAGGAAAAGCAACUGUCUUUCUCUCCCUCUCUUUCUCCUUUUCUUUUUUUUUGCACAUCUUUUCUUUAAAACUGUCAGAUCAUUUCAGUAUUUCAAAUCCGAGGAAAACAGCCUGCCUGCUGCUGUAUUUGAAGUUGUAAUGGUGUCAAAAAGUCACGACUGACUGACAGCCGUCAGUCCCAGAGGGGCUCAUUAAAUCAUAAAAACUUGACAAGGAAAUAAUUGCACAUUGCCAGCAACUUGGCGCCUGUUUAGACGUUUUUAUUUUCUUUCAUUAUUAGUCCCCACCAUUACGUUCAUUAACAAAUUGCAUUAAACAACUGUUAAGGGCUAAUGAUUUGUUUAUCGCUUUUUUUUAUUAUUAUUAUUUAAACAUUAGCUGUGUCAUGUGGUACCCCAGCAGCCUCUUGCCAUCAUCUGACUGAAUAUUUUUCCACUCCGAGCUCUGGGUACUGUUGGAAUAUGAAAUAGAUUAUUCAUUACUCUCCUCUUUGCCACUGAUUUGGUUUCAUGUAGCGUCUUCCACAGAGAAAGAUGAAAACUUGUCAAAAAUAGGUUAUAUCUUAUUCGAAGGGGCAACAAUAGCAGCAGGUACAGGCACACUUUAAUAUUUAAUUAAGGUUGAUGUUAACCCCUUUAAAUGACUUUAGCUGUAAGUUAUAUUCAAAUGCAGAAGAGAAAAAUAAUUGUUCUUAAUUUGCAACCUGUUCAGCAGGCGUUCUUCAUGGAGUGAGCUGGAAAUUUAGAGCAGAAUUUUUAAAUAAUGAAAUUUCCCAUCAUAAAUAUUUAUAGCAGUUUGUCUACGUAGUGGAGAAUUAACUAGAAGUGACGAUUUCCUCAUCCCUUUGGUUUGAACUGCUAGCCUAGUGAGGCACUCCAUGCUUGGGAGUGGAGGUGGCUUUCCUGGGAGAAACGUGUGUGUGGAGGGGAAGUUCAGAGCCAAGUUCUGUUGGUUGGUUGUGGUCAGCACUGGUUUCAGAGGAACCACCAUGAGUGCCUAGUCUCCAAGCCACUUGCCUUCCCCUUUGGCUGGGUGUGUGGUUGCAGGGAUGUGGGCAGGCGGGAGAGCCAGUAGAGACGUCUUAAAGGAAGAUGUGUGUCUGGUUGGCUGGUUUGGGGAGGGUCUGAUUGGGGGUAUGUCUUGGGCAUCUCCGUGCAGUCAACUGGAGCUCAUUACAAACAGCGCUUCCCUAAUAUGCAACAGGGAGACACUUUGCUGAGAUGGGCCUUCUGUCCUUUUUCCUUUCUGUGAGUUGCUAUUGGUGAAUGGCUCUUCUUUUCCAUGGACCAUGAGCUUGUAGGGCCAGGGAGGACAGAGCCCCAUCGUCCUCAUCCUAAAUUGGAAGUCAGUGGCCUUCUCCAUGCUAUGGCUGCUGUCUAUGUCUGCUCACCCUGUUUGUUUGAUGAGUUUAUAUAACCAUGGAAGCCACCCUCAGAGGCCUGGUUCAUUGACACUUCAGGGCAGGGGUGUUGGGUCAAUAUCAGGGAAUGGGAAGUUCCUUUCUCCCAUCCGCAGAGGGACCAGGCCCCUUAUGUAGCUCCACCAUGGGUGUGAGGGGAAGAGGUGGUGCAUGUUCCUUGCUCAUUGUAGCAUCUCUCAGCAUCACCCACCCAAGGACAGAUGGUCCUGCAGGAGCCAUGGCAUGGGAGGUAACUGCCCGGCAGGCACGAGCCAGGUGAGACUUGGCCUCAAGCCUCUUUGGUUACUAUGGGUGUAGGAACAGCAGACAUGCCAGGCUUUGGGGGAUCUCAAGCCUCCAUUUCAAUCCAGGAUAAAUUAGCCACAUGACAAUCUGUCCCCCAUGGGAUGGCCUUCACAGGCCUCAACAGAAAAGGUACCGAGAGCCAUUUUUCCAAAAGAAAGGAAGGAAGGCAGGAAAGAAAGAAGGAAGGAAGGCUGGCUCUGUGAAGAGCCACCCUCAGUCCAACUCCCAGUGACCCUGGUUGAGGGUCUGCCUGAGACUAGCUCAAACUCGACCUCACCCUAUGCUGUAACUCUCUAACUCUAAACUAGCCCCCAAAAGAUAUUCUGGUGGUUUCACUUUGCCUGUGACCCAUCAGACUGAGACCAGUGGCACCUGCCAGAGGCUGGCCACAUAAUGUCAGCAGUCAGGUGGCUCUCAGACCAGAUGCCAGUCUUUGUUAAACAGGGCAGGUGACUGCAUGGACAGCUCAGAAAAGCUCCUGAAGCCACAAGUAUUGCACCCAAGAUGGAUGAGAGCAGCCAGGCCCAGGCAGCAAGAGUGUGUCACUGGAGCCAAGACUUCCUGAAAGGAGUGACUGAGCCAGGGUUAGUGUCCUGUUGUGGAGGAGGGCAGACGCAGGGAGUACCGAGUGAGUUCCCAUCUCUAUUGGGAUUCCAGCGCAGUAACAAGGAGCCAGCUUACCAGAGGCGAACAGGGCAAAAGCAAGAUGGCAGGAUGGGGCACGCUGUGUUGGGGGUUGGGUAGCAGAGGGUGGACAGGUGAGAGAUGGAGGGUUUUCCCAGCACCAGGGUAUAGCAAGGGCAAGUAGGCCCCCCUGAGCUCAUCACUGCCGUUCUUCAGGAGGAGCUAAAGAGGGGGAAAGACAGGGUGCAUCUCUCCAGGGCCCCCUGCCCCAGUCACACACCCCUGUGGCCAUAGCUCCUGGGCUCCCAGCGUGCUGUGGGGAAAGCACUUCCUCAUCCGGAAUCGCUCGUUACUCGUGCUACAUAAAGAACUCAGGCAUCACAGAGGGGGCAAUCGCCAGGAAGCAGAGCUCUGGACUGUGAUUCCAUGAACUCGCGCACCCCCUCCUUCCCUUCAUCCAAACAAGGCCCUUUGGCGUGAAUAAUAGCUCAGCGGCUCCGAAGCCGUAUUGAUCGGCUGCACACGCGGCUCCGCCGAGAGCUGCCAGGGCUUUUCCUGGGGGCAGGACCAGCGCCGCUCAGCACAGCCGCCUCUCCCCCUCCCAUUUCCCCGGCCUCCUCCAGGUGUGUUCAGGAGGGGACAAUACCUGGGGGAGCCCAGGCCCUCUCCAGCUCAGUGCCACUUCGUUGCCGCAACUUUGCUGUUUUUCACUUAUUUUGCCAGGGAAAGCACCUAAGUUAGAGAGAAAUGUUUUUUCAUGACGAGGCCCCAGAGUUGAGAAUGAACACAUCCUCCCGCUUCAGUUUCUCGCCAGAAUGUUCUGCCAAGGACCCAGGCCAUAGAGGCAUCCCGGGCUGACACCUGUGGGGGCCCUAUUAUACCCCCAGCUCUGACAAGCACUUCGGCAUCCUGUACCACAUUUUCCCGUUACUCUCCCCUGUCUCAUCCCAUCACAAAAGAGGAGCCGAGAACAUGGCUAAGACUCACCACCUCCUUGGGGGACGGGGACUGUUGCAAAAUUCAACAGAGGUGCAUCAGCCACAGGCUGGGAGACCAGCAGAGAACAAAGCCUGCCAGUCCCACUCCCUGAGCCUCUGACCAGACUGUCCCUUCCCGUGUUUGCACCUCUUCUGGACACAGGAAGUGGUCAAGGCCUUGGCCCUUUGAGGGACGCCAGGCCCCUGCGCAGUGACGUCCUGCGCGGUGAUGGAUGCCUGAAACCCCACCCCUAGAGAUGCAGUCCUGUGGUGUCUGCCCUGUAACACUGGAAAAAUGCAGAUUCAUUUUUCCCUAGACAGCUUCAGUCCUACCAGCCACAGAUCCCUCUAAGUGAGUUGUCUGACCCUUUCCUGGGGGCAGAUUUUGGGUUUGGGGGAGGACAGACCCACCACAUGAGGGAGCCUGAGUGGUCUUUGGGAGAAGGGUUAGAAGGAAAGGGGGGCUUGGUUCCCUAGGACCAGCUCCCUGGAGGUUGCCCCCUAUCAGCUGCCUUCAGCCUUGCCCUAAAGCCCACUCCCUGGCCAGGCCCCUGUUCUUCUAAGGAUUGCGUUCUGGCUUAGGGCUGCAUGCAGGCAAACAUGGGAGCCUGAGAAUGGGCUCUGCCAAGGAGCAGUAAUGGGUUGAGGGUCUCCUGACAGGUCCCACAGCCAUGCCCUGGCUGAGAAGGAUCGAGAAAGAGCAGGGAGGCUGAGUUGGAGUUUGGACAGCUAAUCCUGGGGGCAGGAAAAUUGUGUCCCUCCUCUGGCCCUGCUGAGGCUAAAAGAAGUCCAAAUCCGCUGUGAUGUACAAUGUGGCAUUUGGGGAAGGACCCAAAACGGAUUCUUUUCUGCCCUGAGCAGACCUUCCCCACACUGCCACAUCCAGGGGUCUUGGCACAGAUGGGACACUGUGGCCGUCAGAGACUCUCCGCUCAAUUUCCAUCUUCUCUCAUUCAUCCACACCCACCCUUCCAGAGCUCUACACUGCAUUUCUAAAGAAAGGGAGAAACUCGAGUGAGAACUAGAGGGCUUCAAUGAGCUCAUUACUGUCCCCGACAAGACUUCUAAAUAAUCCAGCCUUUCCCUGUUUGAAGCAUGAGAGGUGUAAGCAGAUUUAUUAAUUCAUUCAAUCAAUAUUUAUUGAGCAUCUACGGUGUUCCAGGCCCUGAAGACACAUGGUGAAGAAGAUAGUUAAGAAAAGAAGGAAGAUAGUCUCACAGCACUGGAAGUCAGAAAACUAUUUUCAUUUCCAGAAUCCUGACUCACUCCAAUCCUGGGCAGGGUCACCCUCGGGGUCUCAAAAUCACAUUGCGAUGUCUGUGCCUCUGCCACCUUCUACGCUGCCCCCUGAGAUGAAUGCCCCAUCACUGUGAAUUACUAGGCAAAAUCCUCUCCAAAUGGACAAUGCUGUAUGUUCAUUCCUCCUUGCAAUCCCCAUGACUGCAUUAGCAAAGGAGCCCCGCUGAGGCUGAGUAGGGCUGACACUUGCCUGACACUUCCCCAUCAGCACUGGCCCUACUUCCAGGACUGGCCUAGGAGAGGCCAGGGAUAGGAAUGGGGACCGUUUAGAUCGGGGCCGACUUGGAGGAUUUUUUCCUCCUGCUUAUUAAAUGUUAAAGGUUUGACUUGGCAGGCAAUCAGGAGCCCAAAAUAUCAUAAAAGGGAAAAAAGUUGCCGAGUGGCUAAGAGGUGCACCACGGGAGUGUCACUGGACCCGCCGACGAGGUGAAUUGCUAAGCAGAGAGCAGUGAACGGAGAGGAAAUGGAGCAGCAGACAUUUUCAAAGGCUUCUCUCCCCUUCUUCUCCUCUCUCUGUCCCCCCAUGCGGAAAGGGGAAAAUAGAAGUAGAAUCCAGAUUGGGGCGCGUGGCUGAUUUGGUCCUCCUCCCGCACCAUCCUCCCCCAGACAGCAGAGAAACUUUGAUGUCUGGGUGCGUGGCAUUCAGGGACAGAGGAGCCUGGGCAUCCCAGCAAAUGCAGCCGCAUGUUCCGCCUCUGGACGGCCUCUCUGAACUCCUUUGUGAGGGGAGAUGAAGCCCACAGAGCUGGAAAGAGCAGCGUUUUGAAAUGAGGAAGUGUGGAUUGGCAUUCCUUGAGCUCAGUGCUAGCCACCUUGGCGAUGGGGUGGGCCAACCAGGAGCUCAGAUUUAUAAAACUUUGGAGCUUCGCGGGCCCUAGGGGGCCACUGUGGCCUACCCAGAUGGGGAAAUGGGGGCUCAGAGAGGGGACAAGAUUUGCUGAAGGUCACCUAGCAAAUUGGUAACAGGUCCAGGAGUAGAUUCCAUGACUGCAGCCUCUGAUGAGACGUCUUUCCUCUGCACCAGGAAGUGGAACUUCAAACAGCACCAGGGGUUGGAACUUUUGUUUCAAAUCCUCUCUGCCUCAUCCCCACCCACUGCCCAGCAACUCAAGGCUGGGUCUUUCGCCCCCUCAGGCUCAGAAGGGCUGUGGCCCAGCCACAGAGCCAGGGGGCCUCCUCAGUAGUAUUGGCCUUCACACUCUUGGUGCUAAAGUUCUCCAGUUACUUUUUUAUUAAACCAACAUGUACAGAAAAACUCAGUUUUCGGUGAGGCACAGUGGCUCACACCUGUAAUCCCAGCACUUUGGGAGGCCAAGGCAGGCAGAUCACUUGAGGUCAGGAGUUUGAGACCAGCCUGGCCAACAUGGUGAAACCCUGUCUCUACAAAAAUACAAAAAUUAGCUGGGCAUGGAGGCGCGUGCCUGUAGUCCCUGCUAGUCGAGAGGGUGAGGCAGGAGAAUCGCUUGAACCUGGGAGGCCGAAGUAGCAGUGAGCCAAGAUCGCGCCACUGCACUCCAGCCUGGGUGACAGAGCUGGAGGGGAACCCUGACACCACUCCUGGGUCCAGAUGGCUGUGGCUGGAGUGCGGUCACAGCCAGGAACAGCGUGGUAGGGAUGCCAGUGGAGCUCUGGUCUUUUCCCAGAGUCUGGCACCUUUCAUGCCGAGUUGGGCCUCAGGUGUCGGGGCUCUAGACCUUGCUGUGCCAGUAGCCUGAUGUGUGGCCUUAUAUGCCAGUCAUACCCUGCUCCAGACCUUGGUUUCCUCAUCCACAAAAUGGGAAAGCUGGGCUAGAAAAUCUCUCAGGAAGGUAGGUUUCUGCUAGCUCCCAGCCUUCCAUGGUAGUGCAAAGGGAACCUUCCCAACAAAGUAAGAGCCAAAGGCUAAGAUGGCAGCCUGUGGUUUGUAGAACCUUCUAGAAGACCAUGAGACUUGGUAAGCUGAGCUUCUAAGUGGUCCAGGUUGCAGGGCUGGUGUCACAGAUGUGUGACCAGUAGAGCCACACAGGGCUUUGUGCCCAGAAGGGCCCCACGCUUGGGAAAUAAGGCUCUGCAGUCACUGUCUUCAAAUUCUUAAUAAUUUUAUCUUUGUCACCGUGUUUUGUAAGUGAAGUCCAAUGGGACAGUGGACUGUGAACUGGGGGCGUGGAGCCUCCCAUCUCCCUGCGUCCAGGAUCUGCUUCUCAGCUGCUUGCUCCUCUGCCCCCACAGUUCCAGCUCCACUCAGCUUCUACCUCCCUGCCUCCCACCCAGCAACCACUGCCAACCUGCCCCCAACCUGAGCACAGGCACACCCUGUGGGGGAGGGGGGCAAGCACACCCCACAACAUCCCAGAGUGGGGCAUGAUGGCAGCAGUCCCCAUCCUGUGCUAGCAGCCCAGGGCACAUUCAGUGCAGGACUCUGCAGGGGUGAGCCUCUAGCCUCCCCAGAUCCAGUACCUCGCGUGUCCUGCUACAAAAUUUGUAGUGCCCCUGGGGGCUGUCCAUCUGCUGGGGGUUGGGGCAGGGGCCUGUGGGAGGAUGCCUGGCUCAACCUCCUGCCCUAGGCCUGGGGCACAACGUGGGCCCAGCAGCUCACAGGAAAGGGAGCCAGAAGAUGGGUUCGAGGGUUUAUGUGUUCCCCAAGUUACCGGGGUGCCUGUGGGGGUCUACACUCCCCCGGGAGAACCCUCAUGUCUAGAGAGCACCCCAUGUGGUCAUCUCCAUGCCUGAGAGGACCCUCUCUUCCUUCUUUCUACCUUCCGGAGUCCAGCUUGUCUCUUCCGGCCAGGUCAAGGUAUCCUCCUGAGAGAACCGUGAAACACAGUGUGCCGCUUGGUAAUUCCACAUGCAUAUUCAAUAUUCGGAUAUUUCCUUUUAAAACUGGCAUUGCACAAUAUAAAGAGGAAUGGUAAAAGUCAUGCUAAUAAUUUAAAAUUUUGACUUUACUUAGAAUGGCAUUAACUAGCAAAUUUAAAACACCAUGACAAGUUGAAAGUGAGACUGGGGAAGAAAGAAAAAAGCAUGUUUUCUUACUAUUUGAACAAGGGGCCCCACAUUUUCAUUUUGUAGUGGGUCCUGAAAAUUAUGUAGCCAGCCCUGCCUGGUGAGCCACCUACCCUCUUGGGCAUUUAGUUCUUUAUCAGUAAACUAGAUCAUUAACACUGCGCCUGCCCCUCCUGCUCACGGGCACGUUAGGAACAUGCGCUUGGAUAAAAUCCAAGACAGAGAUUUAGAAACCAGUGUGUGGUGCCAGCUCUCAGCCUUGGAACCACAAGCCCAUUUUUCUUAAAAAGGGAUCUGGACUGGCAUCCAAAGAGAUUUCAGUCCCCUCAUGUAGGUUUAACCACCAUGGGCAAGGCAAUCUCUCUCCCAGGUAUUCCUCUCCCUAGGUGCUCUGCUCUAGAAAUGAAGUCUAAAAGCAGCCCCAUCAAUACAGAACAGAGUUAGAAGCACUCAGAGAGUUUUAAUCUGGAAUCCCAGCAAGUUGUGAAAUGGAAAGACUAGUCGGCCAGAGAGCUGAGGUCUCACGGUGUGCAAAGACCAGUCCUCAAUAUCUGCACCCAUCCAUUUGAGUUUCAGGUGAAGCCUAGGAUUUGGGAGCUCAGUACAAAAGUGCUAGCACGAAGGAGGGUGGGUGCCAACUAGGUUUGGAUUUAGAGACAUCCUCCUCUUGGGAAAGGAAAAAAUCCUGAUCCCACUUAGGUUUCCAGGAAGAAGGCAUCCCCAUUUCAGAACUGUUUUCUAAGCCACCCUCAUGGAGGUUUCACCUGCAGCCUUCAAUCUGCUUUGUCUGGUGUUUGAGGAUGCAACUGCCCAAAAAUGGGUCUAAAAUAGCAUCCCGUCACGUUCUGUAAAAAGUAAUACUGCUUUAAGGUAACACUUAUGGAAUGAAGGAAUGAAUGAAUGAGUCAAUUUGGAUCAAGUUGCCUCAAAUAGAGUCUAAAUAUAAGAUUUUAUACUCAAUAGUGUCAUUUCAGGAUCAGGAAAAAUUAGGUGACUCACAUUUGGUUUCUACAGCUUUUCCCCAAUACCAUGUUAAAGUUUUGGCUUUUUAUCUUAUUUCGCUUAUUUCAUUUUGAGUCAUGUCUUCUGGCUCCAGCUCAGCUUCCUAGAGGUAAUUCAUUAGGCCCGAGAGCUGCUUCAGAGUGGGAUUAGAACCCGUGUAGUACAUAGUCACAUUAAACUGAGAUCGGCUAAUUAAUCGCUCUUCUCCGUGUAACUGAGCGAUCGCGCUCCUUCUCUGAGGAAUUGCAAUUUCAUGGUUCCUAAUGAUGGUGCUAUCACAUUAUGUGGAUCACUUAGGCUGUGGGUGUCAGGAGCGGUACUUGGAGCCUCUCUCGGCGGGGAUGGGAGAAGUCACUCCUAAAACCAGGGAGAUGGAGGAAAGCAGUUAGAAUGUCUGUUACUAAUUUUUGCUAACGUGCUGCUGUUUCCUACAUCUCAUUCAGGCAUUAGUUUCAAGUUCCAUUUUCCCCCGGCACCGCGUGGCACCUUCCCCAGAACCGUCACAUUUUUUUUCUAAUAUUCACAGAGUUAUUGUUUGUAAAAAAUCUAUUUAUUUGCUGUAUUCCACCAAGUAAUUUAUUUUCAUGAGAUUUCUUGGAAAUGUGGCUCUACAUAUCGUUAAUACAAGUAAUACAUUUUAAUUGUUGUUUCCUGGAAUAACUUGUAUUAUUUGAUGAGUUAAAUAAAAUGCCUAAUUC
This is a messenger RNA of Nomascus leucogenys (northern white-cheeked gibbon), 13388 nucleotides long. RefSeq names its product vesicle transport through interaction with t-SNAREs 1A (gene VTI1A). The transcript has 9 exons. NCBI's taxonomy places the organism in Eukaryota, Metazoa, Chordata, Mammalia, Primates, Hylobatidae. The coding region runs from base 385 to 1059 and encodes 224 amino acids. Gene Ontology annotation, molecular function: SNARE binding; SNAP receptor activity. Gene Ontology annotation, cellular component: Golgi apparatus; late endosome membrane; ER to Golgi transport vesicle membrane. The record is from RefSeq and is a predicted model, not a curated record. Gene Ontology annotation, biological process: macroautophagy; retrograde transport, endosome to Golgi; intra-Golgi vesicle-mediated transport.